GGGGCUGUCGCGGGCAGCCUCCUCACAGCGAUGGCGGCCGAGCAGGGCCGGCGGCGGCGGCGGCGGCGGCUCCGGCCGGACACGGCAGUGGUGGCGGUAGCGGCGGGCGGCGGGGGCCUGUGACCGGGAGCCGCCCCGGACCCGGGCACCAUGAGCCAAGGCCCCCCCCCAGGGGAGAGCAGCGAGCCAGAGGCGAAGGUCCUCCACACCAAGCGGCUUUACCGGGCUGUGGUGGAGGCUGUGCAUCGACUCGACCUCAUCCUUUGCAACAAAACUGCUUAUCAAGAAGUGUUCAAACCAGAGAACAUUAGCCUGAGGAACAAGCUGCGCGAGCUCUGCGUCAAGCUUAUGUUCCUGCACCCAGUGGACUAUGGGAGGAAGGCUGAGGAGCUGCUAUGGAGAAAGGUAUACUACGAAGUUAUUCAGCUUAUCAAGACUAACAAAAAGCACAUCCACAGCCGGAGCACCUUGGAAUGUGCCUACAGAACGCACCUGGUCGCUGGGAUUGGCUUCUACCAGCAUCUGCUUCUCUAUAUCCAGUCCCACUACCAGCUGGAACUUCAGUGCUGCAUCGACUGGACCCAUGUCACCGACCCCCUCAUAGGAUGCAAGAAGCCAGUGUCUGCGUCAGGGAAGGAGAUGGACUGGGCACAGAUGGCAUGCCACCGAUGUCUCAUGUACCUGGGGGAUUUGUCACGAUAUCAGAAUGAAUUAGCUGGUGUAGACACUGAGCUGCUAGCUGAGAGAUUUUACUACCAAGCCUUGUCAGUAGCUCCCCAGAUUGGAAUGCCCUUCAACCAGCUGGGCACGCUUGCAGGCGGCAAGUACUACAGCGUGGAGGCCAUGUACUGCUACCUGCGCUGCAUCCAGUCAGAAGUGUCCUUUGAGGGGGCCUAUGGGAAUCUCAAGCGGCUGUAUGACAAGGCAGCCAAAAUGUACCACCAGCUGAAGAAGUGCGAGACUCGGAAACUGUCUCCCAGCAAGAAGCGAUGUAAAGACAUCAAGAGGUUGCUGGUGAACUUCAUGUACCUGCAAAGCCUCCUACAGCCCAGGAGCAGCCCAGUGGACUCAGAGCUGACGUCACUCUGCCAGUCAGUCCUGGAGGACUUCAACCUCUGCCUCUUCUACCUGCCUCCGUCCGCCAGCCUCAGCCCGGCCAGUGAGGGCGAGGAGGAUUACGAGGGUGGCUACGCUUUCCUCCCGGACCUUCUCAUCUUUCAGAUGGUCAUCAUCUGUCUCAUGGGCGUGCACAGCUUGAAGAGAGCAGGGUGCAAGCAGUACAGCGCGGCCAUCGCCUUCACCCUGGCCCUCUUCUCCCACCUGGUCAACCACGUCAAUAUACGGCUGCAGGCUGAGCUGGAGGAGGGCGAGAACCCCGUGCCGGCGUUCCAGAGCGAUGGCACAGAUGAGCCCUUGGAGAAGGAGGAGGCGCCAGGCCCUGAGCCCCCUCCUGCAGCACCUCCCGCAGGUGAGAUCAGAAAGAGCCGGAAGUUCUCCCGUCUCUCCUGCCUCCGCCGUCGCCGCCACCCACCCAGAGCUGGAGAGGACAGUGACCUGAGCGAAGGCUUUGACUCGGACUCCAGCCACGACUCAGCCAGGGCCAGUGAGGGCUCGGACAGUGGCUCCGACAAGAGUCUCGAAGGUGGGGGUACAGCCUUUGAUGCUGAGACAGACUCAGAAAUGAACAGCCAGGAGUCCCGGUCAGACCUGGAGGACAUGGAGGAUGAGGAGGGGACACGGUCCCCAGCCCUGGAGCCCGCUCGGCCCAGGUCAGAGGCUCCCGAGUCUCUCAAUGGCCCCCUGGGCCCCAGUGAAGCUAGCAUUGCCAGCAACCUGCAAGCCAUGUCCACCCAGAUGUUCCAGACCAAGCGCUGCUUCCGACUGGCCCCCACCUUCAGCAACCUGCUCCUCCAGCCCCCCAGCGAACCUCACACCGUGGCCAGCCGCACGCCCUGUGUCAACGGAGAUGCGGACAAGCCCUUGGAGCCAGCCUCUGAGGAGGGCUCCGAGUCAGAGGGCAGCGAGUCUAGCGGGCGCUCCUGUCGGAAUGAGCGCAGCGUCCAGGAGAAGCUACAAGUCCUGGCGGCCGAAGGCCUGCUUCCUGCUGUGAAGGUCUUCCUGGACUGGCUGCGGGCCAACCCUGACCUCAUUGUCGUGUGUGCACAGAGCUCUCAAAGUCUGUGGAAUCGUCUGUCUGUGUUGCUGAACCUGUUGCCAGCUGCUGGUGAGCUCCAGGAGUCUGGCCUGGCCCUGUGUCCCGAGGUCCAGGACCUUCUCGAAGGUUGUGAACUGCCUGACCUGCCCUCCAGCCUGCUGCUCCCAGAGGACACGGCCCUUCGUAACCUGCCUCCCCUCCGGGCUGCCCAUCGACGCUUUAACUUUGACACGGAUCGGCCCCUGCUUAGCACCUUAGAGGAGUCGGUCGUGCGCAUCUGCUGCAUCCGCAGCUUUGGCCACUUUGUGGCCCGCCUGCAAGGCAGCAUCCUGCAGUUCAGCGCGGAGGCCGGCAUUUUCGUGAGCAUUGCCCAGUCGGAGCAGGAGGGCGUGCUGCAGCAGGCCCAGGCGCAGUUCCGCAUGGCACAGGAGGAAGCCCGUCGGAACAGGCUGAUGAGAGACAUGGCCCAGCUGCGACUUCAGCUCGAGGUCUCUCAGCUGGAAGGGAGCCUGCAGCAGCCCAAGGCCCAGUCGGCAAUGUCUCCCUACCUCGUCCCCGACACCCAGGCCCUCUGCCACCAUCUCCCGGUCAUCCGCCAGCUGGCCACCAGCGGCCGCUUCAUUGUCAUCAUCCCAAGGACGGUGAUCGAUGGUCUGGACUUGCUGAAGAAGGAACACCCAGGGGCCCGGGAUGGGAUCCGAUACCUGGAGGCAGAGUUUAAGAAAGGAAACAGGUAUAUUCGCUGCCAAAAAGAAGUGGGCAAGAGCCUCGAGCGGCAUAAACUGAAGAGGCGGGAUGCGGACGCCUGGACUCUCUAUAAGAUCCUGGACAGCUGCAAACAGUUGACUCUGGCCCAGGGGGCAGGUGAGGAGGACCCGAGCGGCAUGGUGACCAUCGUCACGGGCCUUCCACUGGACAACCCCGGUGCGCUCUCCGGCCCUAUGCAGGCAGCUUUGCAGGCCGCUGCACACGCCAGUGUGGACAUCAAGAAUGUUCUGGACUUCUACAAGCAGUGGAAGGAGAUUGGUUGAGACGGACCCCCAGGCCCUGCAGUGGGGCUGCAUCCAGAUCUCUCCUGCCCUCCCUGGCAGCCAGGACCACCACCUGUAGUCACCCCACCACACGCAGACUCACGCACGCACACAGGAAGGAAGCCCAGCUGCACACAGGCCGCAGGGAGGGCCCGGGAGCUGCAGGGAGGGCCCAGAGCCGGCUGGGAGGGCGGGUCCCCCUGUCGCCAAGACGACGUCAGGAAAGCGGGGGAAGUGCUGGGAGCAGGAGAGGCCUGUGGGCCCCCAGCCAGCCCUUCUGCCUCAGGCCCCUGCUGUCCCCAGGGGCAGGUGGCAGGCGUGGGCGUCUGCGUUCCAUUGGAGUGGUUUGUGGACCUCUGAGGGGAAGGGACAGCAGAAGGGCCCCUCUUCCUCACUCAAGAUGCAGGGUGGUUGGCGCCAGGAGUUGGAUCCUCUGGUGCCGGGGAGAGGAAUUGGGUAACACCAGAUGUGUGGGUGAUUCUCUGCAGACUCUUC
Messenger RNA from Odobenus rosmarus divergens (Pacific walrus), 3681 nucleotides. RefSeq names its product smg-5 homolog, nonsense mediated mRNA decay factor (C. elegans) (gene SMG5). The transcript has 22 exons. The record is from RefSeq and is a predicted model, not a curated record. Gene Ontology annotation, molecular function: protein binding; telomerase RNA binding; telomeric repeat DNA binding. The coding region runs from base 151 to 3186 and encodes 1011 amino acids. Gene Ontology annotation, biological process: nuclear-transcribed mRNA catabolic process, nonsense-mediated decay. Gene Ontology annotation, cellular component: telomerase holoenzyme complex. Lineage: Eukaryota; Metazoa; Chordata; Mammalia; Carnivora; Odobenidae.